Molecule: messenger RNA, 7872 nt
Organism: Eublepharis macularius
Lineage: Eukaryota; Metazoa; Chordata; Lepidosauria; Squamata; Eublepharidae
Gene: AHCTF1
Product: AT-hook containing transcription factor 1
Exons: 36
Coding region: 171-7238 (2355 amino acids)
Molecular function (GO): protein binding
Source: RefSeq, a predicted model, not a curated record
GGGAGCGCGGCAGUGGCGGCCUGGUCCAGUGAGGCUAUCAGGCAAGGGCGCCCGCUCCCUCCCGUUCUUCAAUCGCUGCAGGGCCGAAGAGAGAGGAGGAUGCCUGUGCUCUGAGCGAGGGCCCCGCAGCGCGGUGGAGGCAGUGACGCCCGCCCCAGAAGCAGUGAACCAUGCGAGAUCUAACAGCUCACGUAACGAGCAGUCUGCUGCAGUUUCCAGAAGUGACUGUACAAGCUCUUGGAGAAGAUGAGAUAACGCUAGACCCUGUACUUAAUGGAGCAUUCACUGGAGGGCGAAGUGGGCUGGCUUGCCUGGUGUGUGGACCUCAACUUGAAGUAAUAAACCCAGUCACAGGACAGCGACUGUCUGCAUAUCGUUUCAGUGGGGUGAAUGAACAGCCUCCCACUAUCCUUGCAGUGAAAGAGUUUUCCUGGCAAAAAAGAACUGGACUGCUAAUUGGUUUGGAAGAAACGGAAGGAAGUGUUCUGUGUUUGUAUGAUCUUGGAAUAUCCAGAGUGGUUAAAGCAGUUGUUCUUCCUGGAAGGGUUACUGCGAUAGAACCCAUAAUUAACCAUGGAGGAGCCAGUUUGACAACCCAGCAUUUGCACCAGAGUCUCAGGUGGUUGUUUGGUGUAGCAGCCGUGGUUACAGAUGUUGGACAUGUCCUUCUGAUUGAUCUUUGUCUAGAUGACUUGUCAUGUAGCCAGAAUGAAAUAGAGGCAUCUGACCUAGAAGUUAUCACUGGAAUCCCUCCUGAAAUACCUCAAAUAAGGGAAGCCAUCACAAGGAAAGGUCGGCAUCUCUGUUUCCAGCUACUGAAUCCAUCUGGAACUUCUGUGAGAACUCUCUCAUACAUACACAGGAUCAACCAGUUAAUUGUGGGUUUUUCUGAUGGUUACCUCUCAUUGUGGAACAUGAAAAAUCUGAAGAAAGAAUAUCACUCCCAGUUAGAAGGAGGUAGGAUUCCUGUCUAUGCUGUUACUUUUCAGGAACCUGAAAAUGAUCCUCGCAACUGUUGCUACUUGUGGGCUGUUCAAUCAACACAAGAAAGUGAAGGGGAUGUUGUUAGCUUACAUUUGCUGCAGUUGGCCUUCAGUGACAGAAGACCUUUGGCAUCUGGGCAAAUCAUGUAUGAGGGUUUGGAGUAUUGUGAAGAAAGGUACAGCCUGGACCUUACAGGGGGCGUUUUCUCUUUGAGAGGGCAGACAAGCAACACCAAAUUAAUUGGCUGCCAGACUAUAGAAAAAUUUCGAAGCCAUGUUGACAGAGAAGAUAGCAUUAAUGAAGUUGUAUCGCCUGACACAAGUGUCUCAGUCUUUAGCUGGCAAGUGAACACAUAUGGUCAAGGCAAACCAUCUACCUAUUUAGGUGUAUUUGAUAUAAAUCGCUGGUACCACGCUCAGAUGCCAGACUCAUUAAGACCAGGGGAAUUCCUACACAAUUGCCCAUAUUUUGCAUUAUGGUCCCUGGAUUCUGUGGUGAGCAUGACAAAUCCACAUCGCAUCUUGGAUAUCCUGGUGCAUGACCGGAGCUUAAGUCGUGGUGUGCCUCCAUCAUAUCCUCCACCUGAACAGUUUUUUAACCCAAGCACCUAUAACUUCGAUGCCACUUGUUUGCUGAACUGUGGAGUUGUUCAUAUAACUUGCACGGGGUUUCAAAAGGAUACUUUGCAUUUCUUAAAACUAUCUGGUGGCUCUUUAAAUGAAACCAUUCCUGAUAGUUACAAUAGAUGUCUUAUAGCUGGCUUGCUUUCUCCAAGAUUUAUUGAUGUACAGCCUUCAAGUCUCACUCAGGAGGAACAGUUGGAAGCUGUAUUAUCAGCUGCUGUCCAAACUAGUUCUUUGGGUCUCCUCACAAGCUGCAUCAAGCAGUGGACCAUGGAAGAACAACCAGAUUCUGCCCCCAACUUGCGCUUUGUUCUUGAAUGGACAUGGAAUAAAGUGAUUAACACAAAAGAAGAGUUUGUUCGACUGUGUGUCCCACUGUUUGACGGAUCAUCUAACUUUAUUGAUCCACAAACACUACAGUCCUUGCAGCACUGCGAGUUGCUUCUUAGCAACCUUUACACAGUUUUAAACUGUUUUGUAACAGAGGCACAAGAACUCACAGAAAAAGGCAUUACAGAUUUAACAAAUAAACAGGCUGUGACCAGCAUUCUUUUGCAAUAUGUGCAAGUGGUCAUCUGGUUCUGUCGAUCUGGUCUUCUUCCUGAAGGCUUAGAUGAAGAUAUGCAGUUGUCAAAACCUUUCUACAGUUACCAGAACAUACAGCGCUUCUGUGUCACCAGCCGUCAGAAAUUAGAACGCUCCUCAAGAGGCAAAUGGAAUCCUGACUGCUUGAUGAUUGAUGGAAUGAUUUGCCAGUUGGGUGACACCAUCACGAAACUGUGGCAAAGAGAUGAUGGGGGGACAGGGAAGUAUCCUCCUCCUACGUUACAUGCACUCCUUGAUCUCUAUAUGUUGGAAAAUACAGAAGAACUCUACAAGCAUGCAAUUACAAUUUAUUUACUUUUGGACAUCAUGCAUUCCUGUCCAAACAAAACUAAUACUACAGUGGACUCUUUCCCAACUGCCUUUGCUGUCCCUGUGGGACUGGUUAAUCUAAUUCAGGGUUAUUGGUGCUUGGAUCACAGUGACUACGAGAACUCUCUUACCUAUCUGUUUCAUCCAACUACAAUCAAAUUGCCUUGGCAGCACAUGCGAAUAAUUCAAGUCUUCAUGUGCCAAGGAGAGCACAGGCGAGCACUCAGAUACAUACAGAUGAUGAAGCCGUCAUUGACCAGCAGCAGUGAAGUUGCACUUCAUCUUACUGUGUUACUGUUUAAUAGUUGUAUGGUGGAAGCAUGGAGUGUGUUGCGGCAACAUUCUACCAGAUUAAACGUAGAAGGAAUGCUUAAACAUGUGUACGAAGUCUGCCAGGAGCUUGGACUGAUGGAAGACUUGCUGAAACUGCCAUUCACAGACACAGAGCAAGAGUGUCUAGAGAAGUUCUUGCAGACAAGUGCUGAUGUUCAUAAUCAUGAGUUCCUUUUAGUUCACCACCUCCAGCGUGCCAACUAUGUUCCUGCACUACAAUUGAACCAGUCAUUAAAGAUUAAUCUUCUGAAUGAUCGUGAUCCCCGUUGGAGAGAGAGAUCAGUUGCCAGAAAUUCUAUAUUAGAACAGUAUGGAAAGGUCCUGCCUAGAGUACAAAGGAAGUUAGCUGUUGAGCGAGCCAAACCAUACCAUUUGCCUUCAUCACUUCGGCGGGAAGUUUUAAGACCAAAGCCAUUAUCAACAAUUGCAAAGCAUGUUGCUACAGGGAAUGUAAUUACAAAAGCAACUUUCAUCAGUAAUGUACUUUCCAAAAUUGGAGAGGUGUGGAUGGGAGCAGAACAGAAAAGAAAAUCAUUUCAAAAUGAUAGUACUGAGGAACAGCCAUCCAGACUGGACUGUUGUGCUGACACAGAGUUACCUGAUCCAUUUGUAGGAACCCCUGUUACUAAAUCUUUAAGGAAAUGCUCCAGAUUGCUCGAUUUGGUGGUUCAGCCUGUUGGUCUUUGCUCUCCUCCCCUUGGAAGUAAUUUGCAGGUGUCGCCAAGAGCUUCUUGCAUGCUUUCUAGUCCAUUGCGCUCAAAUCCUCGAUGUUCCAUGCUGCUACAUAAGAACCUCACAAGUGCACCAGAAUUAAAAUUACUGGAAACUCCUGCAGUUGUUAAGAGAGCUAAAGCUUUGACAUCUACAUCUUCCUCUGGCUUCCCUGGUUUUACUCCACAGUCUAUUUUGAGAUCUAGUCUUCGUACUACACCAUUAGCUACUCCAACUGCAUCUCCAGGAAGGUCUAUUACUCCACCUCUGCGUGCAAAAGAAACAAAAAUAUCAUUUAUGGAAGAACGAAAAACUUCAGAAUGGACUGCUAGGGUGACGAAUCAUAAAACAAGACACAGUGUAGUUUCAUCUGAGUGUGAUCUUGAAGCUCACAUGGAAGACAUAUGGUCUGAGACUAGAGAAGUGCCCUCCUUUCCAUCAUGUAGUGCUCAGGAAGACCAUGAAGAGACUGACCUGUCCACAGAGAGCAUACCAGAAGAUAACUUGGACAAAUCGGAACCUUUUGUAGAAACUAGCAAUAUUUCUCUCAAGAUGGACCAAACUACUCUGGAAUAUCAUGAGGCAAAAUCACGAGGUGACACUGGAAAUAUCAUAGCCUAUCUUCACUCUGAUUAUUCAAAUGAGGACGUCUUAAACAUAUCAGAAUCAGCUGAAAGAAAAGGCAAUGAGAUAACUGAAAGUGAAUCUUUGCAAAUGGAACCACGGACAUCUUCAGAUGUAGAACAGUUGGCUGGAUUUCCUGAAAAGAAAGAAGAGGGAUGUGGCACCUUCCCUGAGGAUGAAGUAUUGGCAAUAGAUCACUUAAAUGCUAUCCAAGAUCCUGUAGUUUCUUCUCAUGUUCCAUCUAAUAGAAGUGAAACACUUAUCCUGGAAUCCAGCAUGCCCCCAUUGUUGGAAGACAACAGACUCUUUUCUGAAACAAGUACCAAAGCUUUGGAGCCAGCAGGAGCAGAUGCCAAAUCUGUCAUCAGUAUUCUGGACAGUGAGGAUAUUGCCAGUAUUUAUUCCAAAACUGAGUUUGAAGAAAAAGAAGCAGCAGUACUUGAAGAAAGAACAGAAGAAACUAUAAAAGAAAGUUUAGUAGAAGAAACACCAUCUACCAGUCGAACCAAGAACCAAGAAGCAAAUCUUUUACAAGGUGGAACACCUACGAUACAAGUUUCAGAAACUAUUGUAGAGACUCUCCCAAACAGUGAGCAGUGUCCCGCAAAUACUGUUCAGUAUCAGCACAAUUGUGAAGCUGUGGAGCAAGAAGCUGCAUGCGAAUUGCUUGAUAAAGAUGCUGGUGAAUGCAGCUUUUCUGAAGGAGAAGAAUUACUGAUACCUCAGGACAACUUCACAUUAAUACUAGAAGGGGAUGAAGAAGCUGAAAUAGGAGAGACUACUGCAAUGCUUUCUUUUCCUCUGAAAUCAGCUAGCCCAAAAUCAGAGGGAGAGUGUAUAAAUAAUACUGAAAGUAACAACCAAGAAUGCAUUACAAAUGCGGUAUCCACAGUAACUAGUGAUCAGAUAUCCCAGAAUACUACCAGGGAAUUGCCUUAUGUACCUGAACCUAUUAAAAUGGCUAUUGCAGAAAACCUAUUAGAUGUAAUCAAAGACACAAGGAAUAAAGAAUUUUCAUCUGAAGUAGUAGAACAAUCUAUUCAUGAAAGCAUAAGCAAGAAGAUACUAAGUUCCCCCAAGGAUCCACUAAGAAAUAUUUCUGACAUAAACCAAGAGAUGAAAAUAAAUCAGGUAGAAAACAUUGUGACAUCUAGUACAGGUACAACAGAGCAGAUGGCUGUAGGUCUAAAUGUCCUAUUACCUGAUGUUCAGCCAUUGACAGAGACAAGUAAACCAGAUACACUGGUACUGCCUACACCAAGGAGAAGUACUAGGCGAGGAAAAGAUACUUCUAACAUUCCUGAAAACCACUCCCAUCGUUCUAAAAGAAAACACCACAAACAGCAACCUCCCCAUGCUCUUAAUUUUCCAGUUGCAGGCACCAAGGAAACAGGAGGGUGUAACCUAGAAAUAUCAACAAAUGUUCAUCCCAGUCCACAGGAGUUUCAGGCAACCAUUACUACGAGGAGAAGGGUUAGGAAAUUAAAAGAGAUUGAAUCAGAAUUUCAUAAACAUCCAAAUGAGCAGCCAACUUCUUCUAUCAAGAGGACUUCUAAAAAUACCAGAAGCUUAGCAGGAGAUCAAGAAGGUAAUCAGUUCAUCAUUGACCAUACGAUACAAAUGACAGUCAAUCCUAAGAGUGCGAGAAAGCUAAAAACCAUUGCUUUCAAACUUGCAGAAAAUGUAAUUUCAGAUCAGGAGGCAGAAUCAGAACAAGAGCGGCUGAGUGUUACACCGAAAAGAGGGCAACUAAAGAAACAUCGUAUAUUGAAAGUAUCAGCACAUACAGAAACACAAUCUGAGAAGUUACAGUUAUCUACACCAGUUAGAAGGGGCAGAAGUAGAGGUUCCAGUCUCCUGAAAGCCAUUUUUGAAGACAGCACACAACCACGUGAACCACAACUGCCCACCCCAACUAGACAGGAGAAAGUACAAAGUGGCAGUAGAACUGAGAAUGUUUCUGAUCAAGAGACUGAGGUAAUUGAACAGCCUGUGCGACGUAAAAGAGGUAGACCAAGAAAGAAUCCUCUGAAUGCUUCAGCAGAUUCAAAGCUGGAUUUAUCUUUGUUGUCAUCACCACCUCCUCCUCAGAUAAAUGUUACAUCUUUUGUUCCUAGUAGAAGAACUACUAGGAGUGCAGCAUUAAAUAAGUCCACUGCUAUAGCAGGUUUAUCUUCUCUACAAGAGACUACAGUGCACACCACAAAAAGGAGAUCUACAAGAGUUAAGUCUACAAGUAUAGAGAAAACAGAGGUGAAAAAAUCUGUUUCAGAGGAACAGUCUGAUGAACUGGCUUCAGUAAGGAGCUCUGAAAGGAGGCAAUCAAAGAUGACAGCAAUCAGAAAGAAGUGUGAACUUGCAUCACUCCCUGAAGAAAAUUCAGAAAUGAAACACUUGCCACAAGAUACUGAUAAUGCAGAGAAACUGCAGAUCAUGGACAUGACCAAACUGAGGCUUGGGGAAAUGCAGAGAACCAUGGCACAUCAUGGCUCUCAUGUUAAAAGGACCAGAUAUAGCAAAAAGAAUAUAAAAUCGAGCCUUUCCCUUGAUGGAGAUGAAGCAUUCUUUUUUUCUCCUCCUCUUACAAAGCUCACAGAGAAAUCUAAAGAUGAAAAAGUGAUGACCCCAGUACAACUCAAAGAUUUAGAUGCAGAUUUGGCUUCUCGGUUUGUCUUCUCACCCCCUGUUCUGAGGUCCAAGAAAAAGCAGGUGUCCAGUAUUUCAAGGAUUGUAGAAGAGCUGGAGUUACCAAUUAAAGAAGAAGAUGAUGCCAUCUCAAUAGAGACUUUGGAAAAACAGAAAGUAAAAAGAAGCAGGGCUAAAAGGUCAAGAGCAACAAAAACAACCAAACUCAUCGGUAAAGAUGGUAGUUGGUCGCCGCCACCAAUGGAAAUAAAAUUUAUUUCUCCUUUUGGCACCCCAGUGGAUGGAGCAAAAAGCAAACAGAAAGAACCUGUGGAUAAAGCGGAAAAGGCUAUUAAAAAGACUGUUUCUAGAAGGAGACUAUCUAGCUAUCCAAAGCCAGUUGUUCGGAAGAAGAUGCUAUAAUUGUUUUAAAAAUGUGUAAUGUACACCAAUGUUUGUAAAGUCAUCACAAUUGUGGGAAUAUUAAGAAAAAAUCAUUAAUUUGGAAGAUAAUUUAUAUAAAUUAUUGUAAAAUUUCAUAAAACUUAGUCUUCAAUGAGUAACUCCAUGUGGAGUAUGAUUUCUUCAGCCAACUCAGUUUUUCUAUUUUAUAAGACUUCAUACAUUUAUAUAAUAUGUAAAUACAUCUUAUUUUAGGAAUGUUAAAUAAAAAUGAAUACUUCACAAUAUGAUUGUCCACUAGAUUUUUGAAAGAGAAUAAUGGCGGCGUGAGAUGCAAAUAACUCAAAGGAGAUUUUAAUGAUGGCUUGCCACUGUUGCUGUCUCUUAGAUGGGAGGCUAAUCUCUUUUUUAACAGUUUGAUCUUGCAGAUGUUUUAAAUUAAAAUAUGGCAGUUUUAACAUUUAUAGAAAAUGUUUUGACUUUUUUGGAAUUGGUAAUAUGGAUUAUCCAUUGGAAUCAAAUUCUUUGCCUGGGUAAAUAUGUAUUAUUGAAGUCAGAAUGUAAACAAUUGUGUUGAAGCUGUGCAAUAUUUUUUUGUAUUUCGUCUUAACUUGGUAACGCUGCUCUUCAGUUUAUAAAAGAAAGUCUCACCUCA